Molecule: messenger RNA, 978 nt
Organism: Momordica charantia (bitter melon)
Lineage: Eukaryota; Viridiplantae; Streptophyta; Magnoliopsida; Cucurbitales; Cucurbitaceae
Product: Ankyrin repeat family protein
Biological process (GO): protein K6-linked ubiquitination
Cellular component (GO): BRCA1-BARD1 complex; BRCA1-A complex
Molecular function (GO): ubiquitin-protein transferase activity; protein binding
Source: RefSeq, a predicted model, not a curated record
UUCUCAGAACUCAGGUGUAACGAACCGAGAGAAGAGGCAGAAAAAUCAAAAUGGGAAGGUCUCCAAGAAGGAGCGGCGCCACCGGCACCGGCGGAGAAGAUCAACUUCACGCCGCCGCCAGAAACGGCGACCUGAGUUCCGUCAUUUCGAUUUUGGCCUCCAACCCUUCGUCUGUCAACUCCAGAGAUAAGCACUCCCGAACGCCACUGCACUUAGCAGCAUGGGCUGGACAAGCAGAGGUUUUGAAUUAUCUAUGCAAGAACAAGGCUGAAGUUGGUGCUGCCGCCAUGGACGAUAUGGCUGCGAUACAUUUUGCAUCUCAGAAGGGACAUUUAGAAGUAGUUCAUACUUUGAUCUCGUGCGGUGGAUCUGUAAAAGCUUCCACUCGAAAGGGUAUGACCCCUCUACACUAUGCUGUACAAGGUUCCCAUCUGGAGCUUGUUAAGUAUUUGGCAAAGAAAGGUGCCAGUUUGAGUGCUAAAACCAAGGCAGGGCAAACCCCUCUUGAUUUGGCUAGCAAUGAAGACAUUGGCUCGUUCUUGAAGGAACACGAAAACUCGUCUAAAGAUAAAGCAAAAGCUGGGACAAUUCAUUCACAGCCAACAUUGUUGGGAGAAGACGAGACACCCGCUGCAAAGGCGAGUGAAGCUGAAAAUGAAGAACAUUUGGAAGAUCGGAGGGCCGAGCAGUCAAAAAGGAAGAGUGACGAGGCUGUUGGUGAGGGAGCCUUAUUAGAACCAAAGAAGGCCAAAGUUGCUCUCGUCCAUCUUCUGACAUCGGAUGACACACAAGAGGAUGAUGAAAACUCAUAAGAGUGGUGUCAAGUGGUUGGUCUGUAUAACCCGAAUCGUUGUAAUAACAUUAAGACACCUUAGGCGUCCUUCCUUGUAAUAUCAAUUUAACGAUUUGAGCAAUAGAUCUUUAAAAGGAACAAACCUUUCUUUCAGUCACUCUAAUGGAUAUCAUCUCUUUAACUCC